UGGUGGGCGAGACUAAGAGAGACCCGGGGCAAUGGUACUUCCGGGGUAGAAUGACCCGGAAGCGGAAGCGGGGAGGCUUGAUUGGGUGUCGGUGCAGAGUGCCGCCAGUCUCUGGGCUCCGACGCGCGGGGAUUGAGAUUCCGGACAGGGUUGGCCCCUCCCUCGGGCUCGGCGCCUUCCGUGUGUGCGGGGAGCGGGCUGGGGGCUCCCCCUGGGGCGGACACUCCCCGCGUGGGCGGGGCUGCCCCCGGCCCCCUGUGGGAUGUGUGCGCGCGGGGGGGUCCCCGUUUCCCUGUGGCCGGGCCCCCGCGCUGGCUGCGGGGCGCGUCUCUCUGCUCCCCCCAGCCCCGACAUGCAGGCCCCCGAGCCCUGGUUUCGCCAGCGCGUCUAGUAACGCUGGUAGUUUGUUCGCAGAAACAGCCCUGGAAGGAGGAGAAAUGCAAGAGGAGGGAGAGUGGAGGGUACGUUGACAUCUGUCUGAUACUAGACUGGUGAAUGGGAAGAAGGUCCCAUCUGUGGCCUGUUUGUGGAAGCUGAGAUGAUGAAGGCACUUCAGUGGGAACAUGCUGUGGUACAGGGUUGAAGCUCCAUCGCGUAUGUGAUAGUGAUAGAGCAAUUGGAAAGGUUACAUGUUCUGGUAAACUAGGAUGGAAGAAUCUCAUUUCAACUCCUCCCCGUACUUCUGGCCAGCAGCGCCCACAGUCUCGGGACAGAUCGAGAAUACCAUGUUCAUUAACAAGAUGAAGGAGCAGCUAUUGCCCCCAGAAAAGGGCUGCAGCCUGGCUCCCCCCCACUACCCCACCCUGCUGACGGUACCCACCUCUGUGGCCCUACCCACCGGCAUCUCCAUGGAUUCAGACACCAAGUCGGAGCAGCUGACCCCACACAGCCAAGCCCCCGUGACCCAGAACAUCACCGUGGUCCCAGUGCAGUCUGCCGGGCUCAUGACAGCAGGUCCUGGCCUGGUGAUCACCUCCCACUCGGGUUCCCUGGUGACCACAGCCUCCUCUGCCCAAACCUUCCCCAUCUCAGCCCCAAUGAUUGUCUCUGCGCUACCCCCUGGCUCCCAGGCUGCCCUCCAGGUGGUGCCUGACCUGUCGAAGAAGGUGAUAACCUCUCUCUCUGAAGGUGGGGGUGGGGGAGUUGCCCCUAAACCUCCCCGGGGCCGGAAGAAGAAGCGACUGCAGGAGUCGGGGCUGCCAGAGAUGAGCGAUCCCUUUGUGCUGUCAAACGAGGAUGAUGAGGACCAGCACAAGGAUGGCAAGACGUACAGGUGCCGGAUGUGUUCGCUGACGUUCUAUUCCAAGUCGGAGAUGCAGAUCCACUCCAAGUCUCAUACGGAGACAAAGCCACACAAGUGUCCUCACUGCUCCAAGAGCUUCGCCAACAGCUCCUACCUGGCCCAGCACAUUCGCAUCCACUCAGGGGCCAAGCCCUACACGUGCAGCUACUGCCAGAAGGCCUUCCGCCAGCUCUCCCACCUGCAGCAGCACACACGGAUCCACUCCAAGCUUCACACAGCGAUUGUCAAGCCGCACAAGUGUCCUCACUGCUCCAAGAGCUUCGCCAACACGUCCUACCUGGCCCAGCACCUCCGCAUCCACUCGGGGGCCAAGCCCUACAGCUGCCGCUACUGCCAGAAGGCCUUCCGCCAGCUCUCCCACCUGCAGCAGCACACACGCAUCCACACUGGGGACCGACCCUACAAAUGUGCCCACCCAGGCUGUGAAAAGGCUUUCACCCAGCUCUCCAACCUGCAGUCCCACAGGCGGCAGCACAACAAAGACAAACCGUUCAAGUGCCACAAUUGCCACCGCGCAUACACAGAUGCUGCCUCGCUGGAAGUUCACCUGGCUACGCACACAGUGAAGCAUGCCAAGGUCUAUACCUGCUCCAUCUGCAGCCGGGCGUACACCUCAGAGACGUACCUGAUGAAGCACAUGCGGAAACACAACAUCCCUGACCCACAGCAGCAAGUGGCGCAGGCCCAAGUUCAGGCCUCCCAGCAGCAGCACUUCCAGCCGCAGGGUGGUGGGGCAGUGGGGGGCCCUUCUGGAGACACUAACCCCCCCAACCCUCCAUCCCAUUGCUCCUUUGACCUGACCCCUUACAAGACUUCAGAGCACCACAAGAACAUCUGCCUCACUGUCAGCACCAGCACCAUCCAGGUGGAGCAUCUCUCCAGCUCCUAAGAGAGACUUUGAUCCAGGGAGCAAAAAACCUCUCGUGCAUAGCCUGUGCCCAGGGGCAAUGGCCUCUCCUUGUGCAACAGCCUCUGGCCUCUCCUUGUGCAACAGCCUCUCCUGGCAGUGUACCCUGUUAAUGGCAGCCCCUGGAGUGAUAGCCUGUCUCCACAGGCAUCUUAUGCAACCGCCUGCUCCAAAGAGGGGAUACUCUCACCUGCAAGAGCCCCUUUCCAGUGCUGGGAGCCACCUCUCACACACAAGCCCCUGAGUUCACACUCAAAAGAAAGGCCUAAUUUUUGCCUCUGUAUAAUUUUAAAAUGUGGCUUGAAAGCAGGUGGAGGGGGCACCUUCUGGGCCACACGUGGUGGGAUGGGAUGGAAAGAGGCUGUUAGUGUGCAGAGGGGCUUGGAUGCAUGCUGGUAGCAGGGCAUGGAAGGUUCUGACAGGGUUCACAGUGAGGGGUCUUUUUAGGAUUUCCUUAUGUGGCUAAAGGAAAACAUUCAUUCCCCUCUCCUACUUGGUGAAAGUGAGAAGGGGUGACUUCUCCAGCUCCAGGCUAGGAUAAUUCCCCUGGGUGAAAGGGAGAACUCUUGGGGACAGGGGAGGUGAGGCGUAUUCCUUGGGCUUGACAUUGCCUAAGCUGUUGGAGGAUGUGGGAGGUCUGCAAUUUCUCUUCUCCCCCACUGGAGAACACGGGCAGGGUCUGUGUGUGGUCCAGCUGCCCUGUCUGCCACCCAACUGUAGGGGAGAGAACCCCUCCCCCCCCCCCCCCCCCCGAAGAUCCAGGGGAGUGAGUUCCAGGUCACUGCUGGGCCUGCCCUUUGUGGAUAAUGCAAUAGUAGCUUAGUCUCCAUCUCCCCCAAAAAGAGUCUGCGGGCAGCAUCAGGAAACCAAAAAAGCAGUGGGAGGAUAAGAGACUGCCACAAUGCUUAUUGCCCACCCCUCCCAUGUCCCCUUCCCAGGAAGGAGAGGCAGGGGUUCUGACCCUCACCCUUCCUCCCCUCAGUUUCAGCAGUCUGUCUUCUGGUUCCCAAAGGAGGAGGCGGAACAGACCAGCCUCUUCAAGGAGCCAGCAGGAGGCAGGAAAAGGCUAAUUCCUCCUGCUUGUGUCUCUCCGUGGGCAUUCUUCCAGGCUCCCUCUUGCCAAGACGGGCUGGACUCACAUGGUAAUGGUGGCCUCUUUUAGAACCAGGACCAGAUGGAUUCCCUAGACGGUGGACAAUUGAGGGAAGGGAACAGACACCCCCACAAGGAGAGACCAAACCAAUGAGAAGGGGGAGCCGACAAGAAUAAACUGAAAGCCCCUUGAAUUUAUUAAAAAAAAUCUAUUUCCUACCCCUGGCCCGCUCUGUUCUUGCUGUAACUGUUUCUAUCUCUGUGUUUAUAAAAUGCAUUAUCCAGGCAAAUUUUUAUUUUCAAUCUUUGUGGUGUUCCCCCCCCCCACUUCUCUUUUUGUCUUUGAUUUUUUUUUUCAACAUCCCCUUUUUUGGUCCAUAUGGUUUCUGGAUUAUCAUGUAACUAUCUGUCUGGCUUUUAAUUGGAUCAUGAAGGCUGGCUCAGAAGAAAGAGAACAAGGAAGUCGGGGGAAAAUUAUUUAUUGAGAUUAAACCCCCAAACCCCAAGAUCCUGUAUAAACUACUGGGGGAGGGUGGGUGUUUUACAACAAUGUAUAGAAAGAAAUUGGUGUAAAAGGCUUACUGGGGCAUGGAGGUGCUGGUGUGAGCAUGAGCAUAUUUUUGGCUCUACGCACAAGAUAAGCGGGCGAGAAUUGUGUGUUCCUUCAUGUGUGCACCAGCACAUCUAUGUGAGCAGCUGUAUAAAUGUGCAUCUCUGCCUCUGAGUGUGAACAGCUCUGACAGAGAGGAACAUGCUCCUCCCUCUGUGUGCUGGGCAUGAGUGGGCUGGAGUUGUGAGCAUUAUGUCCUUAUGCUCCUAUGCAUGCAUUGCUGCAAAUGGCUGUGGGAUUGUACCAUCAAAUUUUAGGUCGGAAGGAACCAUUAGAUCAUCUAGUCUGAUCUGUAUAUUGCAGACCAUUAAAUUUUACCCAGUUA
Chelonia mydas (Green sea turtle) is the source of this 4237-nucleotide messenger RNA. It is a transcript of the gene ZNF384, whose product is annotated as zinc finger protein 384. The transcript has 10 exons. Lineage: Eukaryota; Metazoa; Chordata; Testudines; Cheloniidae. Bases 648 to 2192 code for a protein of 514 amino acids. The record is from RefSeq and is a predicted model, not a curated record. Gene Ontology annotation, cellular component: nucleus. Gene Ontology annotation, molecular function: RNA polymerase II cis-regulatory region sequence-specific DNA binding; DNA-binding transcription activator activity, RNA polymerase II-specific. Gene Ontology annotation, biological process: regulation of transcription by RNA polymerase II.